Messenger RNA from Mya arenaria, 2392 nucleotides. RefSeq names its product polyribonucleotide nucleotidyltransferase 1, mitochondrial-like. Gene Ontology annotation, biological process: mitochondrial RNA 3'-end processing; mitochondrial mRNA catabolic process. Gene Ontology annotation, molecular function: RNA binding; 3'-5'-RNA exonuclease activity; polyribonucleotide nucleotidyltransferase activity. The record is from RefSeq and is a predicted model, not a curated record. NCBI's taxonomy places the organism in Eukaryota, Metazoa, Mollusca, Bivalvia, Myida, Myidae. Gene Ontology annotation, cellular component: cytosol; mitochondrion. The transcript has 22 exons. The coding region runs from base 5 to 2311 and encodes 768 amino acids.
UAAAAUGGCAGCCUCCAUGAGAAUAAGAACAAAUUUAGGAAAACUUGGUAUUACCCGAUUGCUUGAGGGUGACAUUACUAUAUUAAAACGCCACAUAAAGAAUAAAUUAAAUCUCAAUACUUUAAGCACGUUGACUGUGCCAAGUGGUGGCAAAGAAAGUCUGAAAUUUGAAGUCGGCAAGCUUGCAAGAUUCGCAGAUGGAUCUGUUGUAGUGACGUGUGGGGAUACAUCUGUGUUAGUCGCUGUAACAGGCCGGACAGAGCCAACACCUGGGGCAACCUUCCUGCCUCUCACUGUUGAUUACCGUCAGAAAGCGGCUGCUGCAGGCAGAAUUCCGACCAACCACCUACGGCGAGAAAUGGGAGCUUCAGAUAGGGAGAUUCUCACAGGGAGAGUUAUUGAUAGGUCACUACGACCCAAGUUCCCAGAUUCCUAUUACAAUGAAACACAGGUUACCUGCAACGUGAUGUCACUGGAUGGCGUCAAUGAUCCAGAUGUAAUCAGCAUCAAUGGAGCAUCAGCAGCCCUCGCAGCAUCGGUUAUCCCCUGGCAAGGACCAGUUGGUGCCGUUAGGGUUGGCUUUAGUAGCGACAACAAAAUCAUCAUUAACCCCAAUAGACGACAGCAACUGGCUGGCAAGGGCAGCGUUAUAGUCACAACUGAUCAGAAAGAGAAUAUAUUGAUGUUGGAAGGUGAGAUGAAGAUGGUGGACUAUGGGCUGUUUAUCGAGGGGGUGACACAGGGUGCCUCUAGCGCUACAAGUGUUGCCCAGGCCCUUGCCGAUAUCACAAAUACUUUUAAACGCCCAUUCACAGCAACCAACACAAUGCCAAGCCAGAAUGUCAUUGAUUCCAUAGAAAAGGUUCAUGAAGACAAGGUUUUUUCUGUCCUUGCAGACACAAGCCAUGACAAGAUUUCAAGAGACACAGCUUUAAAGAAAGCCAGAUAUUCAACAAUCAAGGACUGUUCAGACUUAGUGGAGAACCAACAGAUGAUUCAUGAUGCCCUGAAUGUGGUGGAAAAGAAACUCAUCAGAAAACAGAUCCUCAGUAGCUCUGUCAGGUGUGAUGGUCGCCUGCUGGAGGAUGUUCGGACAAUAUCAAGCUCGGUAGAUGUGUUCCGGCCCCUCCACGGCUCCGCCCUCUUCCAACGGGGCCAGACCCAGGUCAUGUGUACCCUGACCUUUGACUCCCUCCAGACUGCCCUAAGAUCAGACCCCAUGUCUGUCCUCACUGGUGGCAUUAAAGAGAAGAAUUUCAUGCUGCAUUAUGAGUUUCCAGCCUAUGCAACCAAUGAAAUCAAGAAUCCUGGGAUGAAAAACAGAAGGGAGAUAGGACAUGGUGCUCUAGCAGAGAAAGGAUUGCGUGCAAUAAUUCCUGAUAACUUGCCCUUCAGUAUAAGGCUUACCUCUGAGGUCUUGGAGUCCAAUGGUUCGUCAUCGAUGGCGUCAAUCUGUGCGGGCUCACUAGCGCUAAUGGAUGCAGGGGUCCACAUACUGGAACCAGCUGCAGGGAUUGCCAUGGGGCUUGUGUCUGAAAUCUCACAUAAAAGGAAGGUCUACAAGCUCCUCACAGACAUCAUGGGCCUGGAGGACUAUUUUGGUGACAUGGAUCUGAAGGUUGGUGGCACGAAAACUGGAUUGACGGCUAUACAGAUGGACCUCAAGAUCCCAGGAAUCCCGGUCAGCGUUUUACGACAGGCCAUAAUCCAGAGUCAGGCUGGUCUAGCCCAUGUUCUGGAUCGUAUGCAGGAGACGUCAGGACUCUCUCAGCCAAGACCCUCAUUUAAGCCGAACGGUCCUGUGAGAGAGCUAGUCACAGUCCUUCCAGCCAAGAGGGCUGGCUUCCUCGGUGUUGGAGGACACAAUAUGAAGAAACUUCAACAUGAUGUCGGGGUGACAAUCACGCCUGUUGAUGAGAGUCAGUACGAGGUGUUCGCCCCUAACAGUGAGGCCAUGCAGGAGGCCAUGGAAAUCAUCAACAAAAACCUGGAGUCAAAAAAAGAACCUGAGCUGGAAUUCAAUGCUAUUUAUGAGUCAAAAAUAGUUGAAAUACGGGAGAAUGGUGUGAUGGUUCAGAUUCACCCAGCCAUGGAUCCUGUAUUUGUGCCGAACAGACAGCUGGACCAUAGACAAGUACAGCAUGCGAGUGCUCUGGGCCUGCAGGUUGGUCAGAUGAUCUCGGUAAAAUAUUUUGGGCGCGACCCUGUGUCAGGGCAUCACCGUGUGUCACGUAAAGUCCUCUCUGCCCUCUCCAGCAAAACCUUUCAGUAUAUGGACAAUGGCACGAGCCGUAAGAAGAAAAAAGUUUAAAGCCAACUGUGAAAAUUAUAGCUUUUUUUUAAAUUGAAACUUUGUUAUUUGUGUUUAAAAAUUAUUAAACCUAAAAACAGA